AUGGAAGAGUUGGACAUAGUGAUAGUUGGAGGAGGUAUUUCUGGUCUUGCAACUUCUCUUGCUCUUCACAGGAAGGGUAUGAAGAGCGUUGUGUUGGAGCGAUCGGAGUCGGUUCGAUCGGAAGGAGCGGCAUUUGGUAUUCAAACUAAUGGCUGGCUUGCUCUUCAACAGCUCGGUGUUGCGGAUACGCUUCGUCUUAAUUCUUUGCCGAUUGAUCAGAUAAGGGAUGUGUUGAUCGAGAAGGGGACCAAACUUAGAGAAACGGUUGGACCGGCGUCGCAUGGAGAAGUAAGAGGUGUAAUGAGGAAUGAUUUGGUCCGAGCUUUGGCUCAUGCUCUUCCUCUUGGAACUCUCCGGCUUGGUUGUGAAAUUGUUUCGGUGAAGCUCAACGAAACGAUGUCGUAUCCGAUUGUUCAAGUUUUGAUUGGUUGUGACGGGUCGAAUUCUGUAGUCACUAGAUUUCUAGGACUAAACCCGACUAAAGCCCUUGGUUCUCGCGCGAUCAGAGGGUUCACAAAGUACCCGGACGGCCAUGGAUUCAGGCAAGAGUUUAUAAGAAUCAAGAUGGACAACGUCGUAAGCGGACGAAUUCCUAUAACUAACAAACUCGUCUUCUGGUUUGUUGUAAUGCUAAAGUGCCCUCAAGUAUCGAGUUACGAUGAUGCCAAGGUAAAGUUUCUGAAGUCUGAGAUCGAUAUGUUGGACUGUGAAGUUGCCAAGCGUGGACGUCUUAUCACCAAACUCGGGAAGUUUCUUCCGUGUUGA
Messenger RNA from Arabis nemorensis, 765 nucleotides. NCBI's taxonomy places the organism in Eukaryota, Viridiplantae, Streptophyta, Magnoliopsida, Brassicales, Brassicaceae. The record is from the annotation of a GenBank genome assembly.